Molecule: messenger RNA, 4847 nt
Organism: Caenorhabditis angaria
Lineage: Eukaryota; Metazoa; Nematoda; Chromadorea; Rhabditida; Rhabditidae
Source: the annotation of a GenBank genome assembly
AUGGCGGCUAGAUUUUUGAGAUGUUUGCAGAUUUCCAGCACGUUUAGAGGUAAUUGACUUGUUUUUGUUAGAUUAAAUAAUCUGAGGACUUUGAAGCUUCAUCGCUUUGUCAAUGCAGACAUUUUGCAUCAGAAGGAAAACGUGGAAAAAGAAAAUAUGUGGAGGCAGCGAUUGUAAAAUCGACAAAAAGCAAAAAAGAGAUUGUGGAUGUUUGGAAGAAGAUGAAUGCGAGGUAAGUGACAGGUCUCGGAGCGAAGGGGAUAUCAAGAAAUGUAAUUUCAGCGAACUCGCCGCUGCGUUGAAAACCGAUUACGAUGAUGUUGUGGAGAUCUUGGAGAACUUGGAUAAACGAAAUGUGAAUGCGAUUGUUAACGAGACUCCGCUUGAUGAUAAUAGCAUUUUGAUGGUAAGCAGGGAUUUUUUUUUUUGAAAAAUAAGGGGAAAUUAGGCAAAGCUUGAUGAUUUCAUAGAAAUUACCCAAAAAUUUUGGGGCCAAAAUACAUAUUGAUUUUCCAAAGGUUGUAGGAAACAUAAUAUUUUCAGGCAGUUUCUGCUCUCAACUUCAAGCCAAGAUUUAUCAACGGACCAGCGAGAAAAGCCGAAAAAGAAGACGAUGAUCUCCAUCCGCAACCUCCGCCACAAGAAUCCGCCAAAUCAAAACGUCCUCCAAUUGUCACAAUUAUGGGACACGUUGAUCAUGGAAAAACCACACUUCUAGACGCGCUUCGAAAUUCACAAAUUGCCGCCGGCGAAUUUGGCGGAAUCACUCAACACAUUGGUGCAUUUUCAGUUGAUUUGGGCAAAAAAGGGCAGAAAGUGACGUUUUUGGAUACGCCGGGACAUGCGGCUUUUAGUUCAAUGAGAGCGAGAGGAGCGAAAGGAGCUGAUAUUGUUGUUUUGGUUGUGGCAGCAGAUGAUGGAGUGAAAGAGCAAACUGUUCAAAGUAUACAGUUAGUAGAAGGGGAAAUACUUAAAUAUAUUCCGAAAAAUCAGCAAUUUUCUAUUAUCACAAAAUUCCGGGGAGAGGUUUUUGGAUAAAAAUAAACUAAAAUCGAUGCCCCUUUAAUGUCUAGGUCUUGCAACGAUUUUCAGUUUUGAAUCCAUUGCUCAUCAUAAGAAACUACCUUAAAACAGGAGUUUGGAAAAGUUUCGGUUCCAAAUUUCAUGUUUUUGGUCUUGUAGCUCACAAUCUCAAAGUUGAUCGACUCCCACAGAAAAAUCUAACAAAAAAAGACUAACCUAAUUGCCAAUUAAUAAGAUGGGAGUUAUUAGACUAGGAAAAUAAAUAAAUGAGCGAAAUACACAAGAAGUCUCGUGGCAUUUUCGCACACGUCAUUCAGAACACGUAAAAUAAUUUUUCCUCUCCAACCAUUGGUCAUUUCUAGAUUUGCUCGAUCUGCAAAUGUUCCUCUUGUUGUCGCUGUCAACAAAAUCGAUAAACCGAAUGCGGAUCCAGUGAGUUUUGUACAUAUUUUCUAUUUGCCACCAAAAUCAACUCAUUUUCAGAUGCGUGCAAUGCGAUCUCUACUAGAACACGAUGUUGUUGUUGAACAAUUGGGUGGAGAUGUUCAAUGUAUUCAUGUUUCUGCACUUCAAUCAAGGAAUCUACCGGCUCUUCAAGAUGCAUUGAUUUUGCAAGCGGAUUUAGCGGAACUCAAAUCGACUAAAGAUGGAAAAGUUGAGGCGGUUAUUGUGGAAUCGUCGGUUGUUCAUGGUAAGAGAUUCUAGGGAUUUGGGUAACAUCUGAGAGACUCAUCAGAAUACGUUGUUCUCUCAAAGAAAUUUCUAAAAUUGAUUUUUUUAAAAACCAACUUUUCUUUUCUGUGAAAAUUCCAUUUUUUUCAGGAAUUGGCAAAGUCUGCACAUUGAUUGUCUCUCGUGGAACUCUCAAAAAAGGAUGUGUUCUAGUCGCAGGAAAUUCUUGGUGUCGCGUCAAAACUAUGCAAGAUGAACACGGUAAAAAUGUGACAAUAGCUCUGCCAUCUCAACCAGUUCGAGUUAGCGGAUGGCGAGAUGAUUUGCCAACUCCUGGAGAUCUAGUAUUAGAAGCUGAAACUGUUGAUAGAGCACAAAAAGUUGUGAAUUUGAGAAUAUCGAAAAGUAUGCAAGAAAAAGCGGAAAGAGAUUGGGAAGAAACAGCUGAACAACGGGAAAAAGAUCGGGAAACUUAUUUGAAGAAUCGGCAGUUUUUGUUGAAUCGAGGACAAAGAUUUGGAAGUACGUUGAGAUGUGUGGUACACAAGAAUCAGAGAAUCGAAAAAGAUCAAGAUGAUACACAUCCCAAAUUUCGAAUUAUUGUGAGUUUAUUGAUUUUUUGGAUGGAGAUGACAAUUUAUUUAUGGCUUUUUUGAUUCUUUUAUUUGCGAAAAAAAAUACUAUACAUUUUUUGAUUUUUUUUAGAUAAACUUAGACCCCUAAAACCCUAAGAUUUCAAGUCUUUUAGGCUCAACUUCAAGCCCAGGCUUGAAUUCUGUUUCAGCCAAAUUUCGAUCCCAAUGUCAGGUUCAACCAGGCCUAAUUUCAAUUCCCCAGAUUUACGUGCAUUUUUCAAACCCCAUCUCAAUUUUUCCAGCUUCGAACUGAUGUUGAAGGAACCCUCGAAGCAAUUUUGGAAAUCCUCUCCACCUAUAAAUCUGAAAUGUGUUCACUCCAAAUUGUUGAUUUUGAAGUUGGUUCUCCCACUGAAAAAGAUAUUGAAUUGGCAAAAGAAACUGGUGCAACAAUCUACGCUUUCAAUUUACCAAUUUCAAAUCAAAUUCGACAAAAAGCUGAAGCUUCUGGUUGUCAAAUUGAUCAAUUCAAUGUGAUAUAUCGAUUAGUUGAAGCACUCAAAACUGAAAUUGAAUCAAGAUUACCGAAAUUGGAAGAGCUGGUUUUGGUUGGAGAAGGACAUGUUUUGAAAGAAUUUAUGAUUUCGGAUAGAGGAAGAAAAAGACAACCAAUUGCUGGAACAUUGAUUGAAUGGGGAAAUUUUGAGAAAUCGAGUUAUUAUAAGUUUUUGAGAAAUGGAAAUGUGAUUUUUGAAGGGGGAUUGGAGACGAUGAAAGCGGGAAUGGAAGUUGUGACAAGUGCAAAGACUAAUACUGAGGUGAGAGCAUUUUGGGACUGGUAUUUUCAUUUGAAAUUAGAAAAUAGAAGAAAAGUUUUCUGAAUUUAUAGUGUCUGGAUUAUAAAUUCAAAAUUUUCAAUUCAACGUUUACUCAAAAAAAAUCCUGAGUUUUGAGAAUUCGAUUCCCUUGUAAAUUUAUUUUCCAAAAUUUGUUUUUUUUUUUUUGAAAAUAACGAAACUCAGAAAGUGUCCUGACAGCCGUCGGCGAGAAAAUCUCGCCAGCUAGCACGCGAGCCGGCAGACGGCCGUCCAUUUCUCGCAUUUUUCUGGCGAGACCUCGCCAGUUCUCGCUGCUAGCUAGCGCUUGUCUGUUGUUUUUGCAGUUCAUAGAGCUUGUUUUGAAAGAAUUUAUUAAACAAAAAACACUUCAUUUAUCGGAAUCCUGUGGAAGUCGAAGUUUGGAGGGUGAUGUGUUGUUUUCCAGGCUGCGAAGAGUUGGUUGAUGAUUGUAGAAUCUGAAAUGUUCAAUCAUGUUUAAAACUUCGUUUGAAAAAUAUAGGGCAUUGGGAAAUGAGAAAUAAUCUAGUCAUUCUCGAAGUUUUUCAAGUUUCAUAUUCAGGUAUAUCCCAUUAUCUGCAAAAUGAAAAAAACUGCAGAGGGAGCGUUCAAUGUCUAGAAAACUCAACGAGCCAAAAUUACAAGGUUUUCGUAGAAAGUGAGUCAGUGCUAACAAGCGAUUUAGGAGCUUGACUUGACAAUGACAUGGCAAUUACUUGGCAACUACCUAUUCCUAUCACUAUCAAUUUUCUAAAAGUAAGGAUUUUCUAAUUUAUCAAGCACUGAUGGAAAAAUACAAUCAAAUACAUUUCUAGAUGAAUAUGAGUAACAAACAUGAAUAUAGAAUUUUUCAUUCGAAUUUUUGAUAGAAUGAGUUCUUUUCUCACGAAAUUGAUUUGUUCCUACACUAGAGCAUGAUUUUAAAACUACUGGGACUUAGGAAUCAAAGCUUUCAUUCAAACCACCUUACCUUACAAAUUUUAUCAAAAAUAUUGUUGUGCUGCUCGUCCAUCCCGCCAUUUCAGUCGAAAACAUCGCUUCAAACAUCGAGAGCCCUGUAAAAUAGGUUUACACUAAUUUACUGAAUUAACAAUCAUCUGCACUCACCAAAAACACGUUUUUAUAUCAUGAAGGUGCCUGGCGAUGUGCACCGUCUCCAUUCCAACACUUUGCAUCGUCGAUUGCGUGUUUUCUGUGAACAUUUUCGAUGAAAAAGGCAUAAAAAGAUUUUAGGCCAAAAAUUUCGAAAAAAAAAUGAAAAAGGAAAUAGACGAGCAAAUCUGCUCCAGUCGCAAUUUUUUCUGUCCGCUAGCUGGCGGCGAGGAGAUGCGCUCGAUCCUCCCCUUUUUAUGAGAAUGCGAGCUGGCGGACAGCCUCUGCUAGCUUUCGACAGCUCGCAACCUCGCGGACGGCUGUCAGGACACUUUCUGAGUAACUUUCAAUUACUGAAAAAUCCCUCGAGAACGCCCUAAUUUUUGUUUUUCAUUAUUUUUUCUGAAAUAUUAUUCUGAGAAGAAAAAAUUUAGAAAAUGAAUUAUACUAUUUUUUUCACGUGACCUAAUUUAUUUUUCACGUGAAUUAUUUUUUUUCAAUAUUCUCAUUUCCAAUUUCAUUUUUUUUCUCACAGGUUGGUUUAUGUUUAUUGGACAAAAAUAUUCGAUUCAAAGAAGAUGAUCAAGUUGAAGCAUAUGAAAAGAAGCAAAAAUCUCAACAAAUUGACUGGUUUCCACCUGGAUUUUAG